AGUGUUUAGACGAACAUCGACCCGAAAGAAACGUUCGUUAUCCGAUAUGUGUAAAAUAAACGUUUUUCUUCCAAUUUUAUUAACAUUCUUUACGUUUUCCACCGGAAUAUUUGAUUUUUUAUUCCCUAAAUGUGUAUGCAUAAACUACAACGCCAUCUCUCGUUAAAUCAUCUAGGUUGUGGGACAACCCGGGAAAAUCGAAUUUUGGGUGGUCAACCAAAUCAAAAUGAAUUUCCAUGGAUUGCGCAAUUAAUAGCGCCACAAAAAAUUAUUUCGGGGACAUUAAUAAACGAUAAAUACAUAAUAACAUCGGCUAGUUUAGUUAUAGGAUUAACGCCUUAUGAUGUAAAAGUAACUCUCGGUUUUUUCGAUCGGUGCACUCCGGAAUCCCACACAACAAAUUUUAGCGUUACUUCUAUCAUUAUUCAUCGAGAUUUUAGCACAACCAACAAAAUAAACGAUUUAUCACUCGUAAAAUUGAACACCGAUGUGAAAUUAGAUAAUUAUCCAACAGUUUGUCUUACUAGUAAAUUCGAAAAUUUUGAUGGAAUUGGAAUUGUUUUGGGAUGGAAUAAUAACGGUAAUACAAACGGAUUAGGUUAUUGUAAAAGAUUAAAAUUAAAAUUGCCGAUUUUAACGUUUUUUGAAUGUUUUUCAACGACAAAACGCGAAUAUUUCACGUCGGAUAAAGGUUGUGUUGGUAUUAUUGGAGCGAUUAGUGGUGUUUGCAAGAAUGAUGCUGGAGGUGGUGUUGUGGUAAAAAAUAAACAUGGAUCUUAUGAGUUGUUGGGGGUUUUAUCGGAUGAAAAUGUUUGUGGAAACCCACCAAGUACAGCUUUGUACACAAAAAUAUCUUCACAUUUAAAUUGGAUAAAAGAAAACACGAACGAUGCUUGUUAUUGUACUAAUUGAGUUUAUUUGUAUGAAUAAAAAAUAAAUCUUGCAAAUUGCUACUUCUAAUUUACUACGCAAUACAAUAAUUAUUCAUGAAUUUAACUAAAAUCAUAAUAUUCUAUCUUUGUACAUGAAAUUCUAGCUAAUUUAACAAUCAGUACAGCGUUAAUUGUAGCAACACUGUUUACUUUUAUCAUAAUUAUUAUUAAACUUUUUUAUCUUAAAAAUACAACAAGUAUUAUUGAUUUCUGC
Onthophagus taurus is the source of this 1146-nucleotide messenger RNA. RefSeq names its product trypsin-1. The record is from RefSeq and is a predicted model, not a curated record. Gene Ontology annotation, molecular function: serine-type endopeptidase activity. Lineage: Eukaryota; Metazoa; Arthropoda; Insecta; Coleoptera; Scarabaeidae. Gene Ontology annotation, biological process: proteolysis.